This is a messenger RNA of Tuber aestivum (summer truffle), 909 nucleotides long. The record is from the annotation of a GenBank genome assembly. NCBI's taxonomy places the organism in Eukaryota, Fungi, Ascomycota, Pezizomycetes, Pezizales, Tuberaceae.
GGACCUCAAUAUCAAACUCUCCCCCCCCCCCACCAACUGAUCAACGUUACCAGCACCUACCGACGAAGAUGCAAUCGUUCUUACCGUCAAUCGCAUCCCUGUUCCGCACAGAGGUGCGGUCAAGUAACCCCUUCUUCCCCCCUCUACUCCCACCACCCACACCCGCAACUGACCAACCACACCGCAGUUCCCCUCCCAAGACUCUUUUCCACAACCUCCACCACCCAAGACUGGCUCCGUAUAAUAUCCCCCGCCACCCCGCCCAACCCCUCUAACAUCCAUGACCAGGCCCCCGCACCGACCCAAAACUCCGCUUCAAGGGCAACCCGCGCGUCCACACCGGCGGCUCCACCCGCGGGACCACAAUAGCCUGGGGCGACUACGGCAUGCGGCUGUCCGACUUCCACCAACGAUUGUCCGCGAUGCACCUAAAAAACGCAGAAACAGCGAUAAAGACCAAACUACGCGGAAUGAAGUACAAGCUGUACAAGCGGGUCUCAUGUAACAUCGCCGUGUUCCAGAAGGGCAACGAGGUGCGCAUGGGGACGGGGAAGGGCACGCAUAGGUUCUGGGCGACUAGGGUUCCCGUUAGUCGUGUGGUUUUUGAGCUAAAGGGGGAGGUGCACGAGCAAAUUGUCAAAGAGGCGUUUAGGUUGGCGGGGGAUAAGAUGCCUGGUGGGUUUUUCCCUUCCUUCAGUGCGGGGGGCAGGACAAGGGACUGAUGUGGAGGGAGUAGGUAGAUAUGAAUUUGUCAAAAAGGGAGACCCGCCAAUGAUGGGUAAGACCCCAGUCACGCCGGAGUUUCUGAAAGAGUUGGAAGAUAGGAAUGUCAAGUUGCCGCCUAAGAAGCGGGCGUGGAUUGAUACGCUGCCCGAACAUAAAAGGAAGCUGCUCAAGCCUUUGAAGCCA